This is a messenger RNA of Hibiscus syriacus, 1023 nucleotides long. RefSeq lists its product as uncharacterized. Gene Ontology annotation, cellular component: RNA polymerase I transcription regulator complex. Lineage: Eukaryota; Viridiplantae; Streptophyta; Magnoliopsida; Malvales; Malvaceae. Gene Ontology annotation, biological process: transcription by RNA polymerase I. The transcript has 5 exons. The coding region runs from base 37 to 969 and encodes 310 amino acids. The record is from RefSeq and is a predicted model, not a curated record.
UUGUGUGACUUUCAUUAAAUUUCCUUCCUCAGCUUAAUGAAAGAACGUUACUCUAGUGGCCAUCCAAUGUCAUAUUUGGUUAUGGGCUUGACAUUCUGUCAGCUUUGGUAUUCUAAUCUCACUGAAGAGGUUAAGUUGAGAGGCUCAGACCAGGAUUAUUCCCCUCAGCCAUCAGGCACUGCAGGAUCAAAGUUAAGCAAUGAAGUUGUUAACUCGGUAGGGAAUUAUGCAUCUUAUACUCAUGACGCUGUUACUUCUCGAUAUGAUUCAGAGACAUCUGUCAUGAAUGAUAAAAGAAACACACUGGUGACUAAUAGCAACCUACACAGAGAUGUUCCUGUGCCGAAAGAUAACGUUCAGAGUGUUGCACAUCCCUUACAAGAGGUUGAGCCGCUAGGCUCCUACCAAAACUCUGCUGAAAAUCAAGCUGGUUUUUAUAAUGAUAGUGGCUAUACAUGUGAUCCUUCAGUCUUCUCUGCCUUAGAGGGUCUAGAGUCAUGGUUGAUGCCCUCAAAGUUGCCGUAUUCUAGUGAGAACUUUGUUUAUUUGCACAGGCAAAUACUUAAUAAUCAUUAUAAUGAUGCUGUGAAGUAUCUUCGGCUUGCUCUGAAUUGUGAACCCCCUUUGUCAGCUACCUUACUUCCUUUGGUACAGUUAUUGUUGAUUGGAGGUCAAGUAAAUGAGGCUCUAAGUGAAGUAAAAAAGUUCUGUAACAUUUCGAACACAGUUUUUCCGUUUAGAUUGAGGGCUAGUCUUUUAGAAUACUACUAUUCUAAUGACUCUGUCAUGCUCUCUACUUGUUUCGAGGAGAUUUUGAAGAAGGAUCCGGCAUGCUGCCACACAUUGGGAAGGCUUGUCAGCAUGCAUCAAAAGGGUGAUUAUAGUCUGGAUUCCCUAGUGGAGAUGAUAGCUUUGCAUGUGGAAGAUACAUUUCAUGAGUCCGAUACAUGGAGGGAGUUUGCUUCAUGAUUCCUCAAACUAUAUCAAUACGAAGAGGAUCGACUGUCCAUAUGUCUCGAUAGA